AUUUUGUGGUUUACCAAGUUAAAAGAUCGCAAAAAGUGCAAACCGGCUGUUAAACUAAAAACUUAAGAUGUCCGCCGCUGAAACUCAGGUGUCUAGUUUACCCAUGCCACCGGAGCGUUACAUCAGCAACUAUACAGAUGAAAACAUUAGGAGAAAUCGAGCACCGCGUCCUCCACCACCACCGUCGCAGCAUGAAGUUUACAGUAUGUUUGGAAUUCAGUACAACAACGACGAGAUGAUACGCUCACUAGAGUCGCAAAACAUCAAGCGUCUAAUACCCAUACACUUCGAUCGCCGCAAGGAGCUCAAGAAACUGAAUCACUCGCUGCUCGUUAACUUCUUGGAUCUAAUUGACUUUUUGAUACUAAACCCCGAUAGCCCAAGGCGCACAGAGAAAAUUGAUGACAUUAGUCUGCUCUUUGUCAAUAUGCACCACCUUUUGAAUGAGUUCCGUCCGCAUCAAGCGCGCGAGACGCUACGCGUGAUGAUGGAAAUGCAGAAGAGGCAGCGGGUAGAAACAGCUACACGUUUCCAGAAACAUCUGGAGCGUGUACGUGAUAUUGUUAAUAGUGCUUUCGCAGCACUGCCAACACUUUACGAUGACGAUGAGCAUGGUGGAGCGAAGAUCAAAAUGGAAGUUGAUCCCCUAGAAUCGAAUGUUGCAGCCAAAAAUGAUCCUAGCUAUCAGCAUGAUCGCAUGAUGUGCAAAUUGGUGGAUUCCAUUGACUGAUAGAUUGACUGGAAUAAGCGAAAUUUUACCCA
This is a messenger RNA of Drosophila navojoa, 762 nucleotides long. It is a transcript of the gene MED7, whose product is annotated as mediator complex subunit 7. Gene Ontology annotation, cellular component: core mediator complex; mediator complex. Gene Ontology annotation, molecular function: transcription coregulator activity. The record is from RefSeq and is a predicted model, not a curated record. Lineage: Eukaryota; Metazoa; Arthropoda; Insecta; Diptera; Drosophilidae. Gene Ontology annotation, biological process: regulation of transcription by RNA polymerase II.